Molecule: messenger RNA, 1973 nt
Organism: Rubroshorea leprosula
Lineage: Eukaryota; Viridiplantae; Streptophyta; Magnoliopsida; Malvales; Dipterocarpaceae
Source: the annotation of a GenBank genome assembly
CAUUUUGGAACACAUAAUACUUACCACUUCUCCCUCGAAGUCCAAUCCAAAAAAACCCCAUGGAUCGUCCUCAGAAUCCCCUCCAAUUUUAGUCCUAUCCGGAAAUUCCUUGCAUGUUCUCGUAAUUCCGGCCACCGGCGUUGCAAUCUCAGGCUGAUUAACCCUCAGAUGUCUCCUCAAUGUCAAUUUCUGUUAUUGUUCUGCUUUUUAGGGUUAGGGUUUGGUGUUGAUUUUGGUCUGGGAUUAAAAGUUCCCUUCAGGGUUAAAGAUGUGCUGCCGGUGUUGCCACGCCAGGUUUCGUGGCCGGUGUUGAAUAACUUCCAUAGUGCGGUUGACUUGUUGCCGGCGUUUGUCGGAUCGGUGACUCCUAAUAAUGGAACUGUUUGGUGGAAAGGAGCUUGCUUUAAUGGAAACGAAGCUCGUAUGGAGUUCACGGAAAGCGAUCGGGGUGAGCCGGGAUUGGGCGGCGGCGUUCUCUAUCUCACGACAUCUGAAGCACACAGCUGGACCUGUAUGGAUCUUUAUGUUUUUGCAACUCCUUACAGGAUCACUUGGGAUUACUACUUCUCUGCUCGAGAGCAUACGUUGAAAUUUGACUCGUGGGAAGAGACUGCAGAGUUGGAAUACGUAAAGCAGCAUGGAAUUUCUGUGUUUCUCAUGCCAUCUGGAAUGAUGGGCACGUUGCUUUCUUUAAUAGAUGUGUUGCCCCUGUUCUCUAAUACUAUUUGGGGUCAGAAUGCCAACCUUGCGUUUUUGGAGAAGCACAUGGGUGCUAAGUUUGAAAAGCGUCCUCAACCAUGGCAUGUAACAAUAAGCCCAGAAGAUGUGCAUUCUGGUGAUUUUUUGGCAGCAUCAAAAAUCCGUGGUCGGUGGGGGGGAUUCGAGACAUUGGAAAAAUGGGUGACUGGUGCUUUUGCCGGUCACACUGCAGUAUGUUUGAAGGAUGAAAUGGGUAAUCUUUGGGUUGGUGAAUCAGGGCAUGAGAAUGAGAAGGGUGAAGAAAUUAUAGUGGUCAUUCCAUGGGAUGAAUGGUGGGAGCUGGCAAUUAAAGAUGGUUCUAAUCCUCAAAUAGCUUUGCUUCCUUUACAUCCAGAUAUACGAGCGAAAUUUAACUCCACUGCAGCUUGGGAGUAUGCCCGGAGCAUGUCGGGCAAACCGUAUGGUUAUCACAACAUGAUAUUUAGUUGGAUUGAUACUAUUGCUGAUAACUAUCCACCACCUCUUGAUGCUCACUUGGUCAUUUCUGUCAUGUCUAUGUGGACAAGGGUGCAGCCAGCUUAUGCUGCAAAUAUGUGGAAUGAAGCAUUAAAUAAGCGGCUAGGGACCGAGGAUUUAGACUUAUAUGGGAUUCUAGAGGAGGUUGAAAGGCGUGGCAUGGCCUUUGACCAAUUACUUACUAUCCCAGAGAAAGAUGAAUGGGUAUACAGUGAUGGGAAAUCAACUACAUGUGUUGCCUUUAUCCUUGAAAUGUAUAAAGAGGCUGGAGUCUUUGGUCCCAUUUCUAACUCUAUCCAAGUAACUGAAUUCACUAUUCGUGAUGCAUAUUCACUUAAGAUUUUUGAGAAUAACCAAACACGGCUGCCAAGUUGGUGCCAAAACGAGGAUGGUCAGCUUCCAUUCUGUCAGAUUCUUGGCGAGUACUGGAUGGAAUUGCCGCACUAUAACACCAUAGAGCCAUAUGCCUAUAUGAAUGAGAAUUGUCCGUCCUUACCUCCUAAUUAUGAAAGGCCCAUGGGAUGUUGACUCUAUAUCAGCCUGUUCGUUUCUUUUACCACAUUUUGCAGAAGAUGCACUAAUGCUGCCAUCCAAGCAUGUAUCAUGUAAUUAAGUGCAAAGGGGCAUUUUCUGCAGAACCAAAGAUAUGUAAGAACUACGAAUUCUUAUAUAUUCCUUUAGAUGUGUUGAUAUCUGUAAAUAUUUGUUAGAAGAAUACUGUUUAUUUACUAGCUCAAUAUUUAUUUUAAUUGUGAUUU